Molecule: messenger RNA, 1893 nt
Organism: Rhinocladiella mackenziei CBS 650.93
Lineage: Eukaryota; Fungi; Ascomycota; Eurotiomycetes; Chaetothyriales; Herpotrichiellaceae
Exons: 2
Coding region: 1-1893 (630 amino acids)
Molecular function (GO): long-chain fatty acid transmembrane transporter activity; long-chain fatty acid-CoA ligase activity
Source: RefSeq, a predicted model, not a curated record
AUGGCCCUUACCACCGCCGCUGCGGCGAUUGCUGGCGGCCUAGCCACGGCUGCGUAUCUCGAUGCCAAAUUUCUCAUCAGACAUGACCUCCGGAGCGGUACUUUGGCCGGCAAUACCAAGGAAGCCCUCGACUUCAUUAAUAAGAGGACGGCUCAAAACAAGUUGCUGAUGUACCAUGUCUUUGAGGAGCAUGCUCAGGGGCAAAAUGCAGAUAACUUGUUCCUGAUAUUCGAAGAUCGAACAUGGACCUACAAGCAAUUCUUUGAUGACUUGCAAAGAGUUGGAAAUUGGUUGUUAAACGAUCUUGGUAUCCAGCCUAAGGAAAUCGUCGCAAUUGACGGUGGCAACAGCCCCGAGUACCUCCUCCUCUGGUUCGGACUCGAGGCGAUCCGCGCCUGUCCGGCUUUUAUCAAUUGCAAUUUGACUGCAGCUCCUCUCACGCACUCGGUCAAACUCUGCGAUUCGAGGUAUCUCAUCGCAGAUCGCGGAACCAAGGAUCUUGUUCAGCCAUGUGAAGAAGAGCUCAAAGCCGCGAAUGUGCAGACGAUCUACUACGACGAGGCCUUUAUAUCUUCGUUCUCAGACCGGACGCCCUUGCCGAAGUCGCGACAGGAAGGCAUAUCACCAUAUGAACUUGGCAGCCUCAUUUAUACUUCCGGGACCACUGGUUUGCCCAAAGGAGUCAUUCUGCUUCGAGGCCGAGAAUUGAACACGGCAAGAAACAUCAGCGCUUAUCUCAAACUGAAACCGCACAACAGGAUGUAUACCGCACUCCCUCUCUAUCAUGGAGCAGGCCACGGUCUCUGUGUCACUCCCUCGAUCUAUGCUGGCUCCACCAUCGUCCUAAGCCGCAAAUUCAGCCACAAGACCUUCUGGCCUGAAGUUCGCAAAUCUCGGGCCGACAUUCUUCAAUACGUGGGCGAACUAUGCCGAUACUUAAUCAAUGCACCGUCGAGCCCUCUCGACAAGCAACACAAUGUCACCAUGGCCUGGGGUAACGGCAUGCGACCGGACGUCUGGGAAGUGUUCCGAGAAAGAUUCGGUAUCGAAAUCAUUAACGAGCUUUACGCCGCGACGGACGGACUCGGGGCCACUUUUAAUGCCAACAAGGGCGAGUUUGGUCGCAACGCCGUCGCCCUGCGUGGGGCGUACUGGCACUUGGUAAACGCUGCGAACGAAAAACGGGUGCGCAUCGACCCUGACACGCAAGAGAUUCUUCGAGACCAAAACAACUUCGCGAUCGAAUGCAAGACCGAUGAGCCUGGCGAGGUGCUGCACAGGAUGGACCCUGCCACCGCCGACAUCGUGUUCGCUGGGUACUACAAGAACGAGAACGCAGGAGACAAGCGCAAGAUCCGCGACGUGUUUAAGAAAGGCGACCUGUGGUUCCGGUCGGGGGAUAUGAUGCGUGAAGACGCCGAAGGCCGCGUAUAUUUUGUCGACCGACUAGGCGACACGUUCCGAUGGCGUAGCGAGAAUGUGUCGACAAACGAAGUCAGCGACGUGCUCGGCCGCUUCGAUCAGAUCGCCGAAGCCAACGUCUACGGCGUACAGGUGCCCCACACGGACGGACGCGCCGGAUGCGCAGCAAUCGUCCCGGUCCAGGGCAUCACGCCCGACAAACUUGAUCUCGUCGCUCUCGCAGAGCACACCAUCUCCGUCCUCCCGCGGUACGCUGUGCCCAUCUUUCUCCGCGUCGUGCCCCAGCUCGAGUACACGGGGACUAUGAAGCUGCAGAAAGGCCGACUUCGCGCCGAAGGCGUGGAUGUUGAUAAGAUCCGCCUGUCGAGCCCUGAGGAUCGCACGUUCUGGCUUCCCCCUGGCGCCAACAGGUAUGUGGAGUACGGGCCGAAGGAGUGGGAGGAGCUCAAGGGUGGAAGGGUUAGGUUGUAG